Molecule: messenger RNA, 1182 nt
Organism: Seriola dumerili (greater amberjack)
Lineage: Eukaryota; Metazoa; Chordata; Actinopteri; Carangiformes; Carangidae
Gene: fam228a
Product: family with sequence similarity 228 member B
Exons: 9
Coding region: 172-1164 (330 amino acids)
Source: RefSeq, a predicted model, not a curated record
CUACCUCUGUUGACAGCUGAGGCUGGUCUGAGGAGGGAACAAGCAGUCGCCACUCUUUAAAAUGCUUCACCUUUUUAAUGUGACGACCUUCAGACCGUAAACCAAGGAUAUUGUGUUUAAUUUUGGCUGUUUGGCUUUUUUUUCCCCAAACGUCCUCAAGUCAACAAAGGGAUGAGCCCUAUCAAGAAGAAAGACACUGCCAGUGGCUUGAUCACCUUCCACACACCAUUUCCUGUCAGCCUGUUGAAACCAGAGGAGUGCACGGCAGGUGUGAAGGAUGCCACAGGGGCCAGAAAGUGGCCAUCUCAGCCGAGUGUGAUGCCGAGGAGCAGCAGUGGACGUGUAAGAGCAGGGAAAAGGGAUGAAGCCUCGCCCUCUGGAUCACAACCCGGUGCCGAACAGGACUGGCUCUCUCACACCUCCCUAAGACAUCUGCAGACAAAGAUGGAGGCGGAAAAUCAACAGGCAAGAGAGAUAAUCAAACCUUUACUGGACACAGAAAAUGGUUUUGUGAAGGAGUUGGAGAGGUUUCUGAGCCAAAGAGAUGUCACACAGCUGAGGAGGAGGGAGCUGCUGCACAAGCGCUGGACUGAGCGUGUAUGGUUUCCCCUCCAGAGGAGAGUGGAGGAACAUGUGUCCAGCUGUAGCACUUUGGAGGUCAAGAGGCGCCAGAGCUUGUAUAGUCGCUAUCUCCAACACUGCAACACCAAGGGUUUUGUGUUUCUAGAAACUUAUGAUCUAAAGGAGUACAAUCCCUUUCUUCUCAACAUCAAAAAGCCACAAUACUUCAAGCUCAACACAGCUGACUUAAAGGACUCAUUACACCUUCAGUUACAUCAAAGACGGGAGGAAAAGAGAACAGCUCGUUCUUGUGAAGCAGGAUGUAAAUACACAGGGAGACAAGCAAAGAAGCUACCUCACAGUGAUCGUCCUCUCAGUGAGUCCGUGACACCUCAGGCCAGCACACCUCAACAGGCCUCAUCCUCAUCCGGAAAAACUCCAGUGGUGGAUGAGGCUGAAAGAAGGAAGUUCAGCAGGCUUGAUUCGAUACCAUACCACAUAAGUGCAACUGCCACACCAGAUGGAAGGUGCCAUCAGACCAGCUGCUGUUUCUCCACAAGUGGAAGUUUACAGCAACUUCAGUCCUUUCCUACGUUCAAAUAAAAUCUUUGUUUAACACAC